UUCAGGAUGAUAAAAUGGAGAAGCUUGAUGAGAUUGUCAAGAAGUACCCUUGUGCCUUCCCCUGUUGGAUAGGGCCAUUCCAGGCAUUUUUCUAUAUCUAUGACCCAGACUAUGCAAAGAUAUUUCUGAGCAGAACAGACCCGAAGGCCCAGUAUGUGCACCAGUUAAUGACUCCAUGCAUUGGAAGAGGACUCCUGAAUCUAGAUGGACCCAGGUGGUUCCAACACCGCUGCCUCCUAACUCCUGCAUUCCAUCACGAUAUCCUGAAAACUUGUGUGGACAUGAUGGCCCACUCUGUGAACACGAUGCUGGAUAAAUGGGAGAAGAGUUGGAGUGCUCAGGAAACAACCAUGGAGGUUUUUGAACACAUCAACUUGAUGGCCCUGGACAUAAUCAUGAAAUGUGCUUUUGGCCAGGAGACCAACUGCCAGAUAAACAGAACCUAUGAGCCUUACAUGAAGGCAACAUUUGAACUUGGCGAAAUCAUAUCUUCUUACUUGUACAAUUUCUGGCAUCAUCAUGACAUAAUUUUCAAAUUCAGCCCUAAGGGUCACUGCUUCCAGGAGUUAGGCAAAGUGAUACAUCAAUGCACAGAAAAGAUAAUUCAGGACAGAAAGAAACUCCUCAAGGAUGGAAUAAAGCAGGAUGACACUCAAAAGUCUCAGGAUUUUCUGGAUAUUGUCCUUUCUGCCCAGGCUGAAGAUGAAAGAGCCUUCUCAGAUACGGACCUGCGGUCUGAGGUGAACACCUUCAUGUGGGCAGGGCAUGACGCCUCUGCAGUCAGCAUCUCCUGGCUCCUCUACUGCCUGGCUCUGAACCCUGAGCAUCAAGACAGAUGCCGGACAGAGAUCAGGAGCAUCCUGGGAGAUGGUUCUUCCAUCACCUGGGACCAGCUAGAUGAGAUGUCAUACACCACAAUGUGCAUCAAGGAGACACUUCGCCUGAUUCCUCCCAUUCCAUCCAUCUCCAGAGAACUCAGCAAGCCCCUUACCCUCCCAGAUGGACACUCGCUUCCCGGAGGAAUGACUGUGGUUCUUAGCAUUUGGGGUCUCCACCAUAACCCUGCUGUCUGGAAAGACCCAAAGGUCUUUGACCCCUUGAGAUUCACUAAGGAGAAUUCUGAUCAGAGACAUCCCUGUGCCUUCCUACCAUUCUCCAGUGGCCCAAGGAACUGCAUCGGGCAGCAGUUUGCCAUGCUGGAGUUAAAGGUGGCCAUUGCUUUGAUUCUGCUCCAUUUCCAAGUAGCUCCAGACCUCACCAGGCCUCCUGCCUUCUCCAGCCACACUGUCCUCAGACCCAAGCAUGGAAUCUAUUUGCACUUAAAGAAACUCCAUUAAUGUUAGAUACAACGGGGCAAUGGUAAAUUUCUUUUUAAGUUAAAUUUAUAGCCAGUGGUCCAGGCAAUUGGAGAGGACCAUAUGUCUGAUGGGAGAGUUGGAGGAUCGUGGGUUGGGGCAUCUCUACAGCUGCACAUUUACCCUCAAGACAUGUUCAGGUAACACAGGUGACCCUGGAUAUGUAUUACUUGGAGAGAUUUUCAAGUUAUUUUCUAAUGAUUAUGUCCAUGCCUAUCACUGCGUGACUUCUAUAUAUUUUCUGUUUUUUAAUAGUUUCCAUAAUUACAUAAGUAACAGGAGAAUGGAUGUGUGCUGAAUGUAAAAAAUUUUCCAGCCCUAGGAGGUGUAGCUAAAAUCCCACCUCACCCGGGCUGCACUCUCUGCCCUGACAGAGCCUCCCGCUUUCCCAAAAAGCAGAGUAAUUUAGUAUGCAUUCUUUCUGACUCUUUCCUGCAUAUUCCAUAUAUAGUGUCCACGUGUGUUCUUAGACAUGAGAUCGUGUCUGCAUCGUCCUUGCAUUUUCUCGAUUACUAGAAGACCCACCCUAAUCACUGUCCUAAGGUUGUACUUUUCUACAAUGUGAGUGGCCUAUGACUCUUUAACUUUCUACUAUUGGAUAGCUAAAUAGAUUUUUUAAAUGUAUUCAGCCAUUGUUCUCUGCCCCCUCCCGUGUGUAUACUCAGGUGCACAUGUGUGUCCAAGCAUGUAUUCACAUGUGUCCACAUGCAUACAGAGGCCAGAGGUCAGCCUCAGGUGACAUUUUUAGGUUCCAUCCCUUUUAUUUUCAGACAGGAUCUCUUAUUGACCUAAAGCUCACCCAGUAGGUAAGACUAAUGAGUCCCCAUGAUCUACCCGUCUUUACCUCCCCAGCUCUGGGAUUACAAGCAUGUGUACCAUGCCUGGCUGUUUUUACAUAGAUUCUGGGGAUUGAACUCAGGCCCUCAAACUUGUAUAGCAAGACUUUACCUAUUGAGCUACCUAUCUAGUCCCUGUCUUUAUUGAGGCAGCACCAUCUAUCUUUGUUUUUCUGUGAUUUUUUCUUACUUACCCAUAUAUACUUUAUAUAUUGUGGAUAAUAAUUCUUGCUUAUAACUUUUAUUUGUAAUUUCCAGAUCCUUUUGCUUUUAUUAACUGUAGGUAUGAUAUAUUUUAUAUAUGAAAUGCUUUGAUUUUCAUAAGUAAGCUAUACUAGCAGUGCAGUAGUGGUGUAUCCCUUUAAUCCCAGUACUAAGGAGGCAGAGUCAGGCACAUUUCUGUGAGUUCGAGACCAGCCUGGUCCACAAAAUGAGUUCCAGGACACC
Cricetulus griseus (Chinese hamster) is the source of this 2638-nucleotide messenger RNA. Lineage: Eukaryota; Metazoa; Chordata; Mammalia; Rodentia; Cricetidae. The record is from RefSeq and is a predicted model, not a curated record.